Messenger RNA from Emiliania huxleyi CCMP1516, 2133 nucleotides. RefSeq lists its product as hypothetical. Gene Ontology annotation, molecular function: transmembrane transporter activity. The transcript is spliced from 2 exons. NCBI's taxonomy places the organism in Eukaryota, Haptophyta, Isochrysidales, Noelaerhabdaceae. Gene Ontology annotation, cellular component: membrane. The coding region runs from base 1 to 2133 and encodes 710 amino acids. Gene Ontology annotation, biological process: transmembrane transport. The record is from RefSeq and is a predicted model, not a curated record.
AUGUCCUGCUCGUGCUGCGGGGUUGCCGACGCACACGAGGUCUUCAAGCCGCGUCGGAAGCGCUGGUGCACCGACAUUGCGUGCCUGGUGCUCUUUGUCGCCGCGCUAGUCUACUUUGGCGGCUUCUUCGUCGUAACCUUCCUCAAGGACCCGACGCUGCUCGACGACAUCAUUUACCCAAAGGACCUGUACGGCAACUACUGUGGCAAGCCGGGAAGCGCCACCGCCGACUACCCCAAGGCGGUGUUUCCGACGCUCGACGCCGACAUCCUCAUCCCAGAGAACCUCGCCUACCUCUCCACAGGGCAGUAUUGGAACUUCAGGCCGACCGUCUACUGCACGCAGCAGUGCCCCGAGGGCUUCUCCCUCAAGGCGCCCGUCGCCUACGGUGGAGCCUCGUACCCCGGCGCACAGCAGCCACCAGUCAUCUACUACGCGUACCAGACGCAGGACGUCCUCUCGCGCUGCUUCCCCCUCGACACCACGACGACGUACGAGCGGCUGCAGCUCUGCGCGACGCCCGCGUGCACAAACGCGACGCUCAUCUCCCAGCUCUCCGGGUCCGUCUCAUGCUACAACGUCGAGUCGCAGCCGGAGGCUGACAACGUGUGGCAAAUGUGCGGCAAGGGAGUCUCCUCGUCCCUCUGCACGCAGCAGCAAGACGCGUGCGAGCUGGCGAUAGACGUGGCCGACACGCAAACCUUUGUGCCCGUGGAGCAGACGACAGAGUCGGAGGCCUUCACGAAGCAGUACGCCUCGUACGUAAAGACGGCCAUGGGUGCAGUCGAGUCGAUCAUUGUCGGUCCGGGGCUCGUCACCUUCCUCGUCGGAGGAUUCGCCGCGCCGCUGCUGCUCGGGUUUGUGUGGGCGCUCUUCCUGCGGCUCUUUGCCGCGCCACUCGUCUACACGCUGGUGACCUUCUACGUCCUCCUCUGCAUCGGCGGCUCGUGCUACCUCGCCAUCAAGGCGGGCUGGCUCGACUCGUCGGAUGAGAUCACCAGCGCGCUCGCCUCCCUCUCCGACGCCGUCUCCGCCGCCGGCGUCUCGAGCAACAUUACCGACUCGCUGCUCUCGUCGGCCGAGGCGGAAGAGAAGACGCUCUUCUCGGUGCUCGCGGUGAUCGCGAUCAUCUUCACCGUCCUCUCGAUCGUCGGCCUGAUCGCCUGCCGCAAGGCCAUCAAGCGGCUCGACCAGGAGUGGUACAUCUACGCCGGGCUGCUGUUCUCCUACAUCUUUGGCUUCCUCUGGUGCGUCCAGACCGUCCGCGCCAUCUUUUGGACAUCGAUGUCCGCCGCCAUCGCGUGGUGGUACUGCAACCGGAACGCGCCCUCCAACAAGUCAGCCUCGCGCUGCUGCCCCGGCUCGGGCGCCCCGCUGCUCCUCUCGUCGCUCUUCACCGUGCUGAGCAAGCACGUCGGCUCGGCCGCCUUUGGAGCCGGCAUCAUCGCCAUCGUGCAGGUGCUGCAGAUCGUGAUGCACGCGCUCAACUCGGUCACCAAGAAGCGGCAGGCCGACUCGAACUUCCUCAAGUACGUGAUGAAGUGCGCGCUCUGCUGCCUGCACUGCCUCGAGAAGACCAUCAAGUUCAUCUCGUACUUUGCCUUUGUCUACGUCGCCGUCCGCGGCUCGUCGUUUUGCCGCGCGGCGAGCCAGACCUUUGGCCUGAUCGCCGCCAAUCCCGGCCAGGUCGCCAUCAACAAGAUGGUGCAGAAGCUGCUCGGGCUGCUCAUUGGGCUGUCGACGCCCAUCGGCUGCUGCCUCGCCGCCUUCUUCUUCCUCGAGUCGCAGACCGAGUACGCCGCCCAGUACGAGCCAAUCUACUGCGCGAUCGCGGUGCUUGUUGUAUCGUACCUCGUCACGGACGCUCUCGUGGUGUGCUUCAACGUCGGCAUCGACACCAUCUUUGUCUCCGCCUUCAAGGACAUGGCGGAGAACAAGCCGCCAAAGUUCAUGUCGGACUCGUUGCGGCGCGGCUUUGGCCUCCCGAGGUACAAGGACGGCGGCUACGAGGAGAUGGACGACGCGGACGAGGAGGAGGAGACGGAGCCCGCGUUGCAAAAGGGCUCGCCGCAUAGGAAGGGGCAGAGCGGGAAGAAGGUGGCGCCGGCGUGGGAGGCGGGAAGCGACGUGUAG